This is a messenger RNA of Gymnogyps californianus (California condor), 3809 nucleotides long. It is a transcript of the gene UBE4A, whose product is annotated as ubiquitination factor E4A. Gene Ontology annotation, molecular function: ubiquitin-ubiquitin ligase activity. The transcript is spliced from 19 exons. The record is from RefSeq and is a predicted model, not a curated record. Gene Ontology annotation, biological process: protein polyubiquitination. Lineage: Eukaryota; Metazoa; Chordata; Aves; Accipitriformes; Cathartidae. Bases 14 to 3274 code for a protein of 1086 amino acids. Gene Ontology annotation, cellular component: ubiquitin ligase complex; nucleus; cytoplasm.
GCCCUGAGGGGAGAUGACCGACCAGGAGAACAACAACAGCAUCUCCAGCAACCCCUUCGCCGCCCUCUUCGGCUCCAUCGCCGACGCCAAGCACUUCGCCGCCGUCCAGAAGCAGCAGCAGCUGCGGCAGCUGACAGGCGACGAGACUUCGGUCAGCCAAGAUGACUCCGACAACAGCGUCUCCGAGAGCCUGGACGACUGCGACUACUCGGUGGCCGAGAUCAGCCGCUCCUUCCGCUCGCAGCGGGAGCUGUGCGAGCAGCUCAACAUCAACCACAUGAUCCAGAGGAUCUUCCUCAUCACCCUCGACAACAGCGACCCCAGCAUGAAGAGCGGGAAUGGGAUCCCCGCGCGCUGCGUCUAUCUGGAAGAAAUGGCCGCGGACCUGGACGACCAGGACUGGCUGGACAUGGACAACGUCGAGCAGGCCCUGUUCACCCGCUUGCUGCUGCAGGAGCCUGGGAACCACCUGAUUUACAUGACCUCCGCCAGCACGCAGAACCUCUCCGCCGACCGGGACGCGGGGGAGAGACAGAUUCUGCGCUACCUCUACGCCUGUUUCCAGAGGGCAAGAGAAGAGAUAACCAAGGUCCCGGAGAACCUGCUGCCCUUCGCCGUGCGCUGCCGGAACCUGACCGUGUCGAACACUCGCACUGUCCUCCUCACCCCGGAGAUUUACGUCAACCAGAACGUGUACGAGCAGCUGGUGGACCUGAUGCUGGAGGCGCUGAGAGGGGCGCGUAAGUCCGUAACAGCCGUGCUUCCCUCGCUAGACUUUGAAGACACGACCGAGUUUCUCGAGGAGGUCAUAGAAGCCUUAACGAUGGACGAGGAGGUGCGGACGUUCGGGGAGGUCAUGGUUCCCGUGUUUGAUAUCCUCUUGGGCAGAAUCAAGGAGCUGGACCUCUGCCAGAUCCUGCUGUACACGUACCUCGAUGUGCUCCUCUACUUCACGAAGCAGAAGGACGUAGCAAAGGUUUUUGCAGGCUACAUCCAGCCCAAGGACCCCAGCAACGGACAGAUGUACCAGAAGACUUUGCUAGGCGCCAUUCUGAACAUCUCCUGCUUGUUGAAGACCCCCGGCGUAGUGGAGAACCACGGCUAUUUUCUGAAUCCAUCCCGAUCCAGCCCGCAAGAGAUCAAAGUGCAGGAAUCCAACAUCCAUCAGUUUAUGGCCCAGUUCCACGAGAAGAUCUACCAGAUGCUGAAGAACCUGUUGCAGUUGUCUCCAGAGACGAAGCACAGGAUUCUCUCCUGGCUGGGAAACUGCCUCCACGCGAACGCGGGCCGCACCAAAAUUUGGGCGAACCAGAUGCCGGAGAUCUUCUUCCAGAUGUACGCCUCGGACGCCUUCUUCCUCAACUUGGGAGCUGCCCUCCUGAAGCUGUGCCAGCCCUUCUGCAAACCAAAAUCUCCGAGGCUGCUAACCUUCAACCCUACCUACUGCGCCCUGAAGGAGCUGAACGAAGAGGAGAGGAGGAGUAAGAACGUGCACAUGAAAGGUUUGGAGAAAGAAACGUGCUUGAUACCCGCCCUGAGCGAGCAAGAGCCGGAGUUUGCGAACAGCUACAAUCUGGUGACGGAGAACCUGGUCCUCACGCAGUACACCCUGCACUUGGGAUUUCACAGGUUGCACGACCAGAUGGUAAAGAUAAACCAAAGCCUUCACCGCCUGCAAGUAGCGUGGCGAGAAGCUCAGCAGAGCUCCAGCCCCGCUGCCGACAGCCUCAGGGAGCAGUUCGAGCGCCUGAUGACCAUCUAUCUCUCCACCAAGACGGCGAUGACGGAGCCGCAGAUGCUGCAGAACUGCCUGAAUCUGCAGGUCUCCAUGGCGGUUCUGCUGGUGCAGCUGGCCCUGGGAAACCGCGGGACGGAGCCGCUAGAGCUGACCUUCCCGCUGCCGGAGGUGGAAAACAGCGCGUUGGCCUACGUGCCAGAGUUCUUUGCCGAUAAUUUGGGCGACUUCUUCAUUUUCCUGCGGCGUUUCGCUGAUGACAUCUUGGAGACUUCCGCCGAUUCUCUGGAGCACGUCCUUCACUUUGUUACCGUUUUCAUGGGCGAUGUGGAGAGGAUGAAAAACCCUCAUCUGCGAGCCAAGCUGGCAGAAGUGUUGGAAGCUGUGAUGCCUCACUUAGAUCAGGCCCAGAACCCGCUCGUCUCGAGCGUGUUUCAUCGCAAGCGAGUGUUCUGCUCUUACCAAAACGCCGCCCACCUUGCCGAGGCGCUUAUCAAAGUCUUUGUGGAUAUCGAGUUCACCGGCGACCCGCACCAGUUUGAACAGAAGUUUAACUACCGCCGCCCCAUGUAUCCCAUCCUGAGGUACAUGUGGGGCACAGAUUCGUACCGGCAGAGCAUAAAGGCUCUGGCUGACUACGCCUCAGAGAACCUCGAGGCCAUGAACCCCCCUCUCUUCUUGCGCUUCCUUAACUUGCUGAUGAACGAUGCCAUUUUCCUGUUGGAUGAAGCCAUACAGUACCUCAGUAAGAUUAAAGUUCAGCAGAUCGAGAAGGACCGCGGCGAAUGGGACAGCCUGUCCCAGGAGGCUCGCCGCGAGAAGGAGUCGAGCCUGCAGAUGUUCGGUCAGCUGGCGCGCUUCCACAACAUCAUGUCCAACGAAACCAUUGGCACUCUGGCCUUCCUGACCUCAGAAAUUAAGUCCCUGUUCGUGCAUCCUUUCCUUGCCGAGCGCAUCAUCUCCAUGCUCAACUACUUCCUGCAACACCUGGUUGGCCCGAAAAUGGGAGCUCUGAAAGUCAAGGACUUCAGCGAGUUUGACUUCAAGCCGCAGCAGCUCGUGUCUGACAUCUGUACCAUCUACCUAAACCUCGGGGAUGAGGAGAACUUCUGCGCCACGGUGCCCAAGGACGGCCGCUCCUAUUCACCGAUGCUCUUCGCCCAGACCGUUCGGGUUCUGAAGAAAAUCAACAAGCCCGGCAACAUGAUAGUGUCUUUCAGUAACCUGGCUGAGAGGAUCAAGUCUCUUGCAGACCGCCAGCAGCAGGAGGAGGAGACGUACGCGGACGCCUGCGAUGAAUUCCUGGAUCCGAUCAUGAGCACUCUGAUGUCGGACCCCGUGAUACUGCCCUCCUCCCGCGUCACCGUGGACCGGUCGACUAUAGCCCGGCACCUCCUCAGCGACCAGACGGAUCCUUUCAACCGGAGCCCCCUCACUAUGGACCAGAUCAGACCAAACGCAGAGCUUAAAGAGAAGAUCCAGCGGUGGCUUGCCGAGAGGAAAAAGCAGAAGGAGGAGCUGGAGGACACGCUGGACUGAGAAAACCAGGACCUACAGUCACGGGCGAGAUAAACGCCUCGCAGGGGUAGCGGCCAGAGCUCCAGAGCGUCUGUGCGAUUCGCCACCUUCAUCAAGACCGCGUUUAGUGCAUUGCCGCCACCUCCGCAGUCUCUCCUACGACCUUCCCUUCCAUCCCUUGUUCUGUCUUUUCCUUUCAAGACUUUACUCUCUAAGACUUUCCACCGCACUACCGCUUUGAGCCUCUGCCUGGGGGGGGAAGGCCACAGUCUCUUCUGCGUGGCCUGACGCCCCGGCCCUCUAUUACUUGUUCUUGGUGUUGGCCGUGUUCUUUUCCAGCGACGCCAAAAACCUCCCGUUCUGUUCUGUGGCCACGCGUGAACUCUGUAACCGUACGUUCCGUGUGAAAGCGAUGCCUCCGCAGGCGCUCCCCCGGGGUCAGACGUGGGUGCGGACUGGAGGCGGGCGGCUUUGCCGGUGGUGUGGCGGGGUUUCUUUUCCAAAUGAUAAUUGGGAACGGAGGGGCGUUGGAAAUUAAAAGAGAGAGAUGAUCUUA